Messenger RNA from Plodia interpunctella (Indianmeal moth), 1957 nucleotides. RefSeq lists its product as uncharacterized. The record is from RefSeq and is a predicted model, not a curated record. Bases 174 to 1742 code for a protein of 522 amino acids. NCBI's taxonomy places the organism in Eukaryota, Metazoa, Arthropoda, Insecta, Lepidoptera, Pyralidae. Gene Ontology annotation, biological process: L-valine catabolic process; thymine catabolic process. Gene Ontology annotation, cellular component: mitochondrion. Gene Ontology annotation, molecular function: malonate-semialdehyde dehydrogenase (acetylating, [NAD(P)+]) activity; methylmalonate-semialdehyde dehydrogenase (acylating, NAD+) activity. The transcript has 10 exons.
GCGGCCAACAAGAAAAUUAUUCGAAAUGAUAACAACUCCUCAGUGAUUUAGCUUUAUCAAUUUAUUCAAGGUUAGAUUAUUUGUAUUUUAAUCAGUCAGUUGGCUUGGCGUCUUUGCCUGUGGUAGCCACACAGUUUGUAGUCUUAUUUAUUUAAAAUAGAAAACUAGAGAUUAUGGCCUCUGCAAUGUUAAAGUUGAUAAAAUCAGAAUCUCGUUUGCUGCUGCAAAAGAACUACAGUAGUUCAGCACCUGCCACAAAACUUUACAUUGACGGCCAGUACAUAGAUUCCAAGACAAGCAACUGGAUCGAACUCACAAACCCAGCCACUAAUGAAGUCAUUGGAAGGGUACCAGAAGCAACCCCACAAGAACUGAACUCUGCGUUGGAAGCGGCAAAGAAGGCGUACAAAUCAUGGAGUCAAAGUACAGUACUGACUCGCCAACAGUUGAUGUUCAAAUUCGCACGCUUAUUGCGAGAGAACCAAUCAAAAUUGGCGGCGAAGAUCACAGAGGAGCAAGGCAAGACGUUAGCUGAUGCAGAGGGCGAUGUCCUGAGAGGCAUACAAUCAGUGGAGCACUGCUGCAGCAUCACGAGCCUUCAGUUGGGAGACAGCAUACAGAACAUCGCCAAGGACAUGGACACACAUUGCUACAAGGUACCACUGGGAGUCGUCGGUGGAGUGGCAGCGUUCAACUUCCCCGUGAUGAUUCCCCUGUGGAUGUUCCCUCCGGCGAUAGUGACGGGCAACACUUGCAUCAUCAAACCCUCGGAGCAGGACCCCGGCGCCACGCUCAUGAUGAUGGACCUGCUCCAGGAGGCUGGCGCGCCCAAUGGGAUUGUCAAUGUGGUCCACGGCACCCAUGACGUGGUGAACUUUAUCUGCGACCAGCCCGAUAUCAAAGCAGUGUCGUUUGUGGGCGGAGACGCCGCGGGGAAACAUAUUUACCAAAGGGCCAGUGCUAACGGCAAGCGCGUGCAAAGCAACAUGGGCGCCAAGAACCACGGCGUCAUAAUGCCGGACGCCAACAAGGAGCACACGCUCAACCAGCUGGCGGGCGCCGCAUUCGGCGCCGCGGGGCAGCGCUGCAUGGCGCUCAGCACUGCGCUGUUUGUAGGCGAAGCAAAAGAAUGGAUCCCGGAUUUGGUGGAACGUGCGCGUGCGCUGAGAGUGAACGCGGGUCACGUGCCCGGCGCCGACGUGGGGCCCGUCAUCUCCGCGCGGGCCAAGGACAGGAUCCUCAGGCUUGUCGAGUCUGGAGUGAAGGAAGGCGCCAAACUCGCGCUUGACGGGCGCAGCGUCAAAGUGCCUGGCUAUGAGAAGGGCAACUUCGUAGCGCCAACUAUCAUAACUCACGUCCAACCCAACAUGGAAUGCUACAAGGAAGAAAUCUUCGGACCCGUUCUCGUCUGCCUAUUCGUCGACACAUUAGACGAAGCCAUUCAAAUUAUCAAUUCAAACCCCUACGGAAACGGAACGGCCGUAUUCACAACGAACGGAGCGACCGCUCGCAAAUUCGCAAACGAAAUCGACGUCGGACAAGUCGGUGUGAAUGUCCCCAUCCCGGUUCCUUUAUCAAUGUUUUCCUUCUCCGGAACCAGGGGCAGCUUCCUAGGAACUAACCACUUCUGCGGGAAACAAGGACUAGAUUUCUACACUGAAUUGAAGACAGUUGUGUCCUUCUGGAGGCAAAGUGACGUGUCACAUACCAAGGCUGCAGUUUCCAUGCCAACUCAACAAUAAUUCCCUAGUUAUAAGCUUUAAAUGAAUAUUUAUUCUAUUGUUUAAGAUAUAUCGAUACCAUUUAUUUUUUUACGAAUUUAUUUUGCAUGUCUUCCAGAUAACGCCUUUUGUAAUAAGUAUAUGAAAAUUAUGAAUAGAAUGUUCUCAGGUUCUGUGAACCGUCACUCGUUUAUUGAGCACAGUAUAAAAAUGUUAGUAAAUAUUUUAUUUAUAAA